AACCUUUUUAAACCCUUUUCAUUGACCAUAUUACCCCUCCUUUUUCACUCUAAUUCCCACAUAAAACCGACCCUUCAACAGAACCUGUUGCCCCUCGCAUCUUCUUUCUGCUCCGUUGAGAUUUCGCUCUCCACACUGUGCCGUUUUCAAUCAUCAUCACCAUCUUCUACUCCUUUCUCAAAUUCCACCAUUAAUUUCCUCUCUUUAUGGUUUGUUUGGUGAAACUAGUGGUAGCAAUUGUGAAGGUUUAACGCAUGAAGAAGUUUUUCUUUUUCAAGUCUUCUGCAUCCAGCAGUGGAAACAACAAUGGUACUUCGCCCAAGUCAGCAGAGAAGCAGAAGACAUGGGACAAUUUUUCGGAUAGUGGGGUGAACAAUCCGAGCCCCAAGGGGUUGUUCUCCAAAUCGCGAAAGCAAGUUUCUGAUAGCCAGAGUUCUUGUGGGGGUCCACACCUUAGGAGGAGCAGGUCAUUCUCCUCAUCUUCCUAUCAGUUCAACGAUCCAACUAGAUCUCCUACAAGUAGCAACAUUGCUACUGAUCCGUAUCAUCAAUUUGAGCAUUCAUCUCGUUGUCAGGCUCUUAACUUUGAGAAGCAAAGGCAGGACAAGCCACCGCAAUUGGCAGCUUCUUCUAUCCAAAACUCGAACAGAUACGAGAGACCGGGGUCUGCUAGUUCUUCAAGAUCUCAUCACGAGUCAUCUGGCAACUCUUCCACCAGCUCUAUGAUUGUGGACCGUUACAUCGUUGGAGAGCAGCAGCCAGAGGAAAAUAGACCCGGGAGCAAUUCUCAAAGAAAUAAUACCAGACAUGGAAAUCAUGGUAUGAAGCUCCCUCCAAAAAUUCAGCAUACAGCUCCAAGUUCACCAACUAAUGGAGUGAAAGACAAACCAAGAACUCGUUCAUUUAGAGAAGCUAAGGGUAGCCGUCUCCGUUCUUCAUCCCGAGACUGGACAGAAAAUGGACAUGAAUCUCCCAGGACUCUUGCAAAGAGUGUCAUUCAGAAGCUGUCUCUGUCUUGUGAUCUCUCUCAAACAAGUUCAAAGAAUUUUGAAGUGGAUAAUCCAGUCACAAUUGAAGACAUCUAUGCUAGAUCUGUAAAUGGACGCUAUGAUUCUGAUUUGGAUGAUGCUCUGCCAAAAAGUUCUUUAUUGGAUGAACCAUAUAGAAUGACAAAUGGUUUUCAUGGCAUGGAUAGUAAUGGUGAUGGUUUUAGCUGUGAUGAACCUGAAGAGGAUGCUGACGCAGAACUAAUGAGAAGAUCAAAGGAAGCUGAGGAAAGAGUUAUUCUUCUUUCAAAGAUAUUGGAGCAAGAAAACUUUUUUCCCGAUGGUGGUUGUGAUGUGUCAACACUGAUUCAGACAGUCAGAAACCUAGCAGAGGAGAGAAUAAGCUUGGCACUAGAAGUUUCAACCAAUCUUAGGUAUCAUAUUGCUGACAGAAGAUCUGCCAAGGAAGAACUGAGACAAGUAAAGACAGAACUGGAAUUUCGGAUCCGAAGAUUAGAAAAAGAAAAGAAUGAGAUGCAGUCAGCAUUGGAGAAGGAAUUGGACAGGAGGUCAAGUGACUGGUCAUUUAAACUUGAGAAGUACCAAUUGGAAGAGCAAAGGCUUCGUGAACGAGUUAGAGAACUUGCAGAGCAAAAUGUAUCACUUCAAAGGGAAGUCUCCUCCUUUAGUGAGAGGGAAGUGGAAAGGAAAAGUGUGAUGACACAUACUGACCAACAACUCAAGGGAUUGACUGAUCAGUCAGAGAAAAUGAAAAUGCAGAUUCUAGAUUUGCAGCAAAAUCUCUUAGAACUACAAGAGAAGUAUAAGAUUUCAGAAGAAAACAGGGACUGUAUUCAAAGAAAUUUUGAAGAGAAAGAGAAAGAGUGCAAAGAGUUGCAAAAGUCCCUGACAAGAUUAUUAAGAACUUGCCGUGAACAAGAGAAGACAAUUACAGGAUUACGAGAUGGGUUUGGUGAGGACCCUCAUAAGAGCCAGUCUAUGGAGAGUGUUGAUAAGCACAUUGUGAAAAUGCAAACGGAGCAAAUGAGGUUAACAGGAAUAGAAUUGGCCUUAAGAAAGGAGUUGGAAUCUUACAGGUUCGAGGCAGAUUCCCUUCGUCAUGAAAAUAUGGUUCUGUUAAACCGUUUGAAAGGUGAUGGGAAAGAAUGUGUUGCUGCUACUUAUAAACUAGAAAAAGAAUUGUGGGCCCGCAUUUGCUGCCUUCAGAAUCAAGGCCUAACAAUGCUUAAUGAAAGCACAUACUUGUGUUCAAAGUUACUUGAAUUUGUUAAAAGGAAAGGAGGCCAUUUUCGUCAAAAUGCCCAGUUUGAUCCAGAAGUGAUUGGAAAUGGUUUAGAUGGGCAAUUUAUUGUUGAAUCUGAGACUAAAAUUCAGGGACUCAAAAGUGGCACUGAGGGCUUAACAAGGAGUUUGCAGAUGAUGUCUUCUUUGUUAGAAGAAAAGUCAAAUCUAUUGACUUCCAAAUUCCAGGCAGAGUGUAUUGAUGUUGAUGAAUUAGCUAAACUAAAUGAUCAAACACCUGAGGAUUUUAUAAGAACUGAGCUUAAAACAGAAUGUUUGGUAACAAGUUUAUUAAGAGAGAAGCUAUACUCUAAAGAGCUACAAGUUGAGCAGAUGCAAGCUGAACUGGCCACAUCAGUAAGAGGAACUGACAUACUUAGGUCUGAGGUGCAAAAUGCGUUAGACAACGUUUCAAGUGUGAGCCACCAGUUGAAGGACCUUGAACUUCAGAUGAUGAAGAAAGAUGAGAGUAUAAACUGCAUUCAAAGUGAUCUGCAAGAGUCUGACAGGGAAUUGAAGAUUAUGAGGGGAAUACUGCCCAAAGUGCAAGAGGAGAGAGAUCUUAUGUGGGAGAAAGUGAAGCAAUACAGUGAACAGAAUAUGUUGUUGAACUCAGAAGUCAAUGUCUUAAAGAAGAAGAUAGAGGCGCUUGAUGAAGAUAUACUUGUGAAGGAAGGUCAAAUAACAAUCUUGAAAGACUCCAUUGGCAAAAAACCCUUUGAUCUCCUUGGGAGUCCUGAUUCUUUGCAUGAGUUUUCGCUUAGUUGAUUACUACAUAAGCAUGUUCAUUUCUCAUAGGUCUAUUUCAUUAUUCAUAGUUACUUGUUUCUGUGAAAGAGGUUUUUCUUAAAGUUUUGUUGUUGUUAAUGUUCCUCUUCAUUUUACAAUCUGCUUCACAGUUUUCUUUUUAUAAUAUAGAAAGUGUAAGAUUGGACACAGGUAAAGAAAUACAAGGUUCCAUUUGUUCCCCA
Lotus japonicus is the source of this 3259-nucleotide messenger RNA. RefSeq lists its product as uncharacterized. The record is from RefSeq and is a predicted model, not a curated record. Lineage: Eukaryota; Viridiplantae; Streptophyta; Magnoliopsida; Fabales; Fabaceae. The transcript has 5 exons. Bases 255 to 3056 code for a protein of 933 amino acids.